Apiotrichum porosum is the source of this 2691-nucleotide messenger RNA. RefSeq lists its product as uncharacterized. The transcript has 2 exons. Gene Ontology annotation, molecular function: protein dimerization activity. The record is from RefSeq and is a predicted model, not a curated record. Lineage: Eukaryota; Fungi; Basidiomycota; Tremellomycetes; Trichosporonales; Trichosporonaceae. Bases 1 to 2691 code for a protein of 896 amino acids.
AUGUCUGCGGUCCUGCCAUCAGACAUAUUCACAUUCGACGAGGGCGACGACUCGGUCUCGCCCUCCAACGCUCUCUUCCCCCCCUCCUUGUCGUUCCCAGGCCUCGAUGGCCUCGACGCGCUCGACAACGCGUACCUUUCGCCCAACACUCUCUCUCCUCGCUCCGCCGACCACACACACCCUUCCCUCUCCCCUCCUGCUUCAGGCGACAGCCCCAGCUCGAGUCUUUCGUUUGCUACCGACGAGUACCUCCUCAACAACAGCUUUGGUCAGGAUGAGCUCGACAUGCUCAUUUUCCCCGAAGACUCAAAGCCCGACAUGAACCUCGCCGACGCGCUCAACGUGCCCAUACAGUCGGCAUUCAAUGCAUCCAUGGCCUUUGACUUUAGGCAGACUUCCCCUUUCGAGUCCAAGCCCAACCUCGAGCAGCAGCAACAGCAGGCCCCCAUCCCGACAGCCCCGAUGGGUACCAUCCAGCCCGCCGCGUUCGACGGUCUCCUCCACCAGUGGCGCCUCGACCUGAGCCAGAGCGCGCAGGCAGCUGCCUGGAUCCAGUCCCAGGUCCCCAUUCCUUCCCGUCCCAUGUUCCAGCCGCAGCAACAGCCGCAGCAGCAGCACCAGCAACAGCAGCAGGUCGAGGUUCCGCCACCUGUUGCUGUCCCGGUCGAGAUGGCCGCCCAGCCUUCAGUUCAACCACCUCCUCGCCGCAGUGCACCUAACGCACCACUCAACAAGCCCGUCACGAGCUCGCCCCCUGCCAACGUUGGCAAGCACAACAAGACUGAGCGUCGUUACCGCCAAAAGGUUCAGCAGGCCCAGGCUGAUCUGCGCGACGCGGUUCCUGCCCUGCGUGUCCUGUACGGCACUUCAAGCGAUGAGCAGAAGCAGACGACAGACAUUCGUGCUCCUGACGGUACGGUCGAUGGUCUCGGCGAGGUGACCCGCCCGAACGCGAGUGCCAAGGCAACCAUCCUCAUUGGCGCUAGGAUGUACAUCGAGCUUCUUCAACGCCGCACUGCCAUGCUCCAGCGCAAGGUCUCGGAACUCGAGGCGUGGCGCCAGCAGGUUGCUGGAGCCGAGGAUCUGACGGCGUGGCGUACCGACUUUGACCGUCGCGAGGCCGUCAUCGCCGCGCAGCAGGCCGCCGCAGCGGCUGCCAACGAGUCGGACGACGGCGAGUCUGAGGAGGAAGAGGAGGACACGCGCAGCAGGAAACGUCCUCGUGUGACCAAGAAGGCCAAAGCUACCGACACGAAGGCUGCCACUGGUGUGCGCGCCUUUGCUGCCUUUGCCGUGUCGUUUUCGCUUGUGCCCUCUGCUUCCAAACUCUUCAGCGCUUCCCCGGCUACUUCCGGUCCAGCGGGGACCGUCUACGCUGCCGAGUCGCUCUCGCGCAACCAGGUCAUCUCGCGUCUUCCUCUUAUUACUGCCGAGCACAGCUCGCGUCUCCUCGCUCGUGCCCUCCCUGCCGCCAUUGUUCCCAACCCCCACACGCUCGUCGACUGGACCUUCCGCCUCAUUAUUGCCAUCACCUUGAUCACCCUCGUCGGUCCCAUCCUCGAGCGCAUCUCGCGCAAGUACCAAGACAAGAAGACUGGUGCAGGUAACAUUGUCGGUCUCGGCAAGGACCUUGUUCAACUCGCUGUUGGCUCGCCGGUCAGCGGCUCGUCCGAGUGGACCAACCUCGCGGCUCGUAUUGUUGGCGGACUUGCCAACCCACCUGCUCUCGUUAGGUGGCACGUCGCCGUUCGUCUUCGUCUGGCGUCCAACGAUCCUUACUCCCUUGCUCUUUACGCGCUUCUUGCUCCCGAAAAGUCUUCGUCCCGCGUGGCGUGGGUGGACGCCCGUUCCAAGUGUGAACCCAACUCGCCCCUUGCUGCUGUACUCGGCCUUCCUCUCGAGGAGGCUUCGCACAGCCUCGAGCUUGUUCCUGCGACUGCUGCUCCGAUUGCGUCUAUUGCCGAGCAGAUCAACCUCGUCCACCUUUACGACCUUUACACUCGCUUCUUUAUUCACCUCGUCGGCGCGGUUGGUGAUGCCACGUCGCUCUCGCCCAUGCUUGUCAACGUCCAGCAGAGCGACCUUUCGACCGAGCUCAACUCGCUUGGCCGCGAGAUCCGCGGUGUUCUUCACGGCAUGCCGCGCCACAGCCCUUCACACGCCCUCAGCCUUGUUCUGCUUGGUCUCUGGGGUCUGUUCUCUGGUUACUCGCAGCCUGCUGUUCUCGUCAGCGCUCUUGCGGCUGAGGAGGUCCAGGGUGCCGGUGCCUCGCUUGCGAGUGUCUCUGCCAUGCUCGAGCUCCUGUAUCCUGGCUCGUCCAACCCCAUGCCCCCCGCCGCUGCUUCCCUCAUCCCCGCCAACGCCCAGGCCAUCGACAAGCUCGCCAUGGCGUGCAUUGGCUUUGUCGACCUGCUCUUCUCGUCGUCGUCGUACCACGGUACGCAGAACCGCUUGGAGCGCCUUGAGGCCAGCCAGCGUGUGCAGAAGGAGGCUGCUCGCCUGCGCCUUGUCCUCACCCAGGCGACGUUUGUGGGUCUCGACGAAGAGGACGAGGACGAGGGCCUGGCCUUUGACGACGCGCGCCACAAGCUCGUGUCGGUUCUGUGCAGCGUGGGUCGUCGUGCUGCCGGUCGAGGUGUGAUCCGCGACGAAGACUCGGGGCUGGAUGACGACGACGACGAGGAGUGGUAG